Messenger RNA from Bradysia coprophila, 2529 nucleotides. RefSeq names its product ATP-binding cassette sub-family G member 1. The record is from RefSeq and is a predicted model, not a curated record. Lineage: Eukaryota; Metazoa; Arthropoda; Insecta; Diptera; Sciaridae. Gene Ontology annotation, biological process: transmembrane transport. Gene Ontology annotation, molecular function: ABC-type transporter activity; ATP binding; ATP hydrolysis activity. Gene Ontology annotation, cellular component: plasma membrane.
AAAUCAAAUGUGUAAAUAUUGCCGUAAACCUAUACAUCAACCGGAUCAUCACACAGUACUUUGAUUCGGAUUCUAUUUACCAAAAUAAAGUUUUUUUUUUUCUAUAAAGGCCAUAUCGACGAAAGGUGACAAAGCAGUUAAAUAAAAUGGUUUAGUUAACGCGAUUUAUUCCAUUAAAUUAAAUGUAUUAGUAUAUUAUGUCCAUUAACAAAGUUUUUUUUUGUGUAAAAAGCCGCAGAAAUCAAGAAUUUUUAAUUGAGUCGUGACAUUGCACUUCACCGAAUAACAAUUUCUGUUUACAUAGCUAGAAACAUUUUGUUUUUAUAUUUGCCUUUUUUUCGAAAAGAAAAAAAUAUUUUAUUCGCCAGUCAUUAGUCAUAAAUAGACAAAUGUUGGACAUAAUCGAGAGUGAUAUAUAAGAAAAAAUAGUAAAUUUAAGAUCUGUUCAAAAUAAUGCCGAAGAUAAAUUAGAAACAAAAGUGAUAAAAAUGCAAUCAUCAUCGGACGAAAUUAGUGUAGAGGAGUUGGACGUAUCAAAUACCACGGAAUUGACCAAAAAUAAUAGCCUAAAGUAUCUACCACGAUGGCCACCAGUAAACAUAGAGUUUCAGGAUCUGUUAUAUUCGGUUCCGGAUUUAAGUGGUAACAAAGUUAUCUUGAGGGGAAUAAGUGGAAAAUUUCAAUCAAGUCAAGUAACAGCUAUCAUCGGCGCAUCUGGAGCUGGCAAAAGUACUUUACUGAACGUCUUAGCCGGUUUCAAGACAAGCGAGGCAUCUGGUAAUGUUCUAAUUAAUGGAAGACCGCGAAAUAUGAAAACGUUCCGUAAAAUGUCACGAUAUAUAAUGCAAAUGGAUUUGCAUCAGCCCCACCUAACUGUCCACGAAGCUAUGAUGGUGUCUGCCGACUUAAAAUUAGGAAACGAUUUAACGAAAUUACAAAAGAAUGAAGUGAUAGAAGAGAUUUUAGAUCUGUUACGAUUAACUAAAACAAGCCAAACAAUGUGUCACCAACUGUCUGGAGGUGAAAUGAAGAGAUUAUCUAUUGCCCUAGAAUUGGUCAACAAUCCUCCAGUCAUAUUUCUAGAUGAGCCGACGACUGGAUUAGACGACUUAUCGUGUUCCCAAUGUAUCUCGCUUCUUCGACGAAUAGCGCUCGGAGGACGUACGGUCGUGUGCUCAAUACAUACACCAUCCGCAAAAAUAUUUGAAAUGUUCGAUCUUGUAUAUGCAAUGGCUGACGGACAAUGCGCGUACCAAGGCAAUGGAUCACAUAUAGUUCCUUAUAUGCAAACCAUCGGUUUAAGUGUCCCCGUAACUCAUAAUCCUGCCGAUUUCAUUGUCGAUGUAUCUUGUGGCGAAUAUGGAAUGGAGUACAUUGAUCGAAUGGUCAAAGCGGUAGAGAAUGGGAAGUGCUACAAGUGGACACCAUUUCUAGCUGUACAAAAUGUGCUGGAUGAAAUUGAAGGUGGUAAAGAUGAAACGAUUCACGAAUUUGAGGAAGAUAUCGAUCCAAAACAACUGAAAUGUCGGUCAACCAGUUGGGAUCAAUUUAAAGUGCUAUUCAACCGACGAUGGAAACAAAUGUGGAGAGAUUCGUGCUAUAUGAAGCUUAAAAUUUACAUGACACUCUGCCUGGCUAUCCUGGUCGGCUGUUUGUAUCAAGGAUGUGGAAAUGACGCGACGAAAGCAUUAUUUAACUUUGGAUUUUGUUUCACCGUUACCAUAGCGUUUAUGUACAAUCCACUUAUGCCAGUUUUGUUGCAGUUCCCCAGCGAAAUAGCUCUGAUCAAGAGGGAACAUUUUAAUAGAUGGUUCAAAUUAGCUCCAUAUUACUGGGCGUUACUUUUGACAAGACUUCCUAUACAAAUUGGAUUGUGCUUGAUCUAUUUAGGGAUAACAUAUCCAAUGUCCGAUCAACCACUCGAAUGGAAACGAAUUUGUAUGUUCUUCUCUAUUACAAUAAUGAUUGCUUUGAUAUCUGAGAGUCUGGGAUUACUACUAGCUAGCCGAUUGAGUCUUAUAAAUGGAAUGUUCGUGGGACCUGUGAUGACUGUGCCGUUGAUGCUCUUAGCAGUAUAUGGCAUUGGGAAUGACAUUGAAAUACCAUCAUACGUGAAGAUAUUGAUGUCCUUCAGCUAUCUUCGAUAUGGUCUAGAAGGUCUGUUGGAUGCGAUGUACGGUUAUGACAGAGCCGACACCCUUUGUCCGGACACUGAAAUGUUUUGCAUGUUUGCGAAGGCAAGCUAUUUGAAAAGUCUGCUUGGAUUUCAUCACUCCAGUUAUUUGGUGUCAAUUGUUGCGCUGUGGUUGUAUUAUUUAUUGUUCACAAUAGCUGCCUAUUAUAUGAUCAAAAUGAGAUUGUCGAUUUCUGCGUCGAAUUUUGUAGCGGUACAGUACAUUGGACGAUUUGUCAAGACUCACUUAAACUUUGCAUCAUAUAAAUAAUUUGGAUGGAUGGUGUGUUUGUUUAAUAGUUUAGCUGUAGUUUUUGUAUUGGAUUGUAAAUAAAGGAAUCAAACGAAAGAAAAAA